AUGUUUACCAAAGAAGAGUUUAUACCCCAAGAGGCCAAUCGAUGGUUGUUUAUAGCCGCUCCCGCCAUAGCCAUGGUGGGCGCAUUAAUGACCAGUGUGGUGAUUCCUUGGGCUCAUCCAAUUUUGGUGAAUGGGUUGGAGUUUAAAUUUCAGGCGGCCGAUCUCAACAUAGGCGUUUUGUAUGUAUUUGGUGUGGUGUCAUUGGGCGUAUAUGGGGUUAUGUUGGGCGGUUGGUCGUCCAAUAAUAAAUACGCCUUGAUGGCGGCGGUUCGUUCUUCUUCUCAAAUGAUUUCAUAUGAGAUUGCCAUGGGAUUGGCCAUGCUGGCCAUUUUAAUGAGUUCGGGAAGUUUAAGUUUAAACGAUAUUGUGGAACAACAAUCGGGCAUGCGAUGGAAUGUAUUUUACCAACCCUUGGCCUUUUUAAUUUUUUUGGUGUGCUCUUUUGCCGAAAGCAAUCGAAUGCCUUUUGAUUUGCCCGAGUCCGAAUCCGAAUUGGUGGGAGGGUAUCAUACCGAAUAUUCGUCCAUGAAACUUGGGCUGUUUUUGUUUUCAGAGUAUGUGCAUAUGUUCAUUUCAUCGGCCAUCAUAUCCACUUUGUUUUUUGGAGGGUAUUCUUACCCAGGCAUGGAUUGGAUGGCCAAUCACUUUCCAAUAUGGGCCACGGCAUUAAUAACCGUUCAAUAUCCUGAGGUAAAGCGUGAUAUAGCCGCCAUUUGGCGUGGCCGUCAUGUAUUAAAACGCGAUGAUGAAGGCCGAGAACGUUGUACCGCUUGUGGGCUAUGUGCUUUGGCGUGUCCAGCCGAAGCCAUUACCAUGGUGGCCGCCGAACGCACCGCCGACCAAAGACAUUUGUAUCGGGAAGAAAAAUAUGCGGCGGUAUAUGAAAUCGAUAUGAUUCGAUGCAUUUAUUGUGGAUUGUGUGAAGAAGCCUGCCCAAAAGAGGCCAUUUUUUUAACGCCCGAAUUGACCAAGCCCGAAACCGAUCGUCAAAAAUUCAUUUAUGGCAAAGACGUUUUGGUGGAGCGCAUGGACCAAAGAAUUGAU
Molecule: messenger RNA, 1044 nt
Organism: Notodromas monacha
Lineage: Eukaryota; Metazoa; Arthropoda; Ostracoda; Podocopida; Cyprididae
Source: the annotation of a GenBank genome assembly